Messenger RNA from Dioscorea cayenensis subsp. rotundata (Guinea yam), 1068 nucleotides. Its product is annotated as ferredoxin--NADP reductase, root isozyme, chloroplastic-like. The record is from RefSeq and is a predicted model, not a curated record. Bases 54 to 938 code for a protein of 294 amino acids. The transcript has 5 exons. NCBI's taxonomy places the organism in Eukaryota, Viridiplantae, Streptophyta, Magnoliopsida, Dioscoreales, Dioscoreaceae. Gene Ontology annotation, molecular function: oxidoreductase activity.
CUUCAGAACACCAGUUGUCUCAGGCUUUUACUUUGUGUAGUUGAAACUCCGGAAUGGCUUUCAAGGCUGAAAUCAAGUCUUUAAAAAAUGAGGUUGCUAAAGAAGCACCAUCGAUCAUCCACAAAGCUGGCAAGCCUUACAGUACAAAAGUUGUCUCCGUGGACACUCUUGUUGGCCCCAAAGGCGGGCUCGGAGAGGUUUGUCAUAUUAUACUUGAUCACGGAGGCCUAUUUCAUUUCGUGGAAGGCCAAUACCUUGGAGUAAUUUUACAUCCGGAUGAUGAUGAUGAUUCAUUGCAUACCCCGUUUCGCGUUAUAAUUCACGCUUUCUCCAUUGCAUCAUGCAGAGAUGGAGAUUCUUUUGAUGGUGAGAAGCUCAGUUUGUGUGUUCGUCGUGCAGAACUAUCACCACACGAUGCCAGUAACUUCCUCUGUAACCGUAAAGAAGGAGAUGAAGUUGAUAUUAUAGGCCCUUUUGCGAAAACAAUGGUAUUUCCAGAAAAUCCUGAAGCAAUGCAUAUCAUGGUUGCAACUGCAACUGGUAUUGCUCCUUUUCGUAGCAACAUCCAACGAUUGUUCGUAGAUCCACAAGUACCAAAAGGUAAAUUCAAUGGUUUGGCCUGGUUGAUCAAUGGAGCCGACAACUAUAACACCCUCCUUUACAACAAGGAAUUCACUUGUAUCCUGAAGGACAAUAUUGACCAUUUCAGGUAUGAGACGGCCUUGAAUAACUCUGUGGCCGACCGCAUCUACGAGAACGGUGAUGAAAUUUUCACGCUUUUGGAUGAAGGUGCAUAUAUAUAUUUUGCUGGAUCAAAGACAAUGAUGCCUGGAAUUCUGGAGACAUUUCAGAAAAUGGCUAAGGAAAGAGGUGUGAUUUGGGAAGAGAUGUUAGCCCGGUUGAAGAAAAAUAAUCAAUGGCGUGUUGAAGUUUACUAGAUCAUAACUUCAACCCAAUGGUUUUAUGUUAAAUCAGCUGUGGCAAUGGUAUUGAGUAAUGUCUUUUAUUUAUCAUAGAUUAAUAAGUGCCACUUGCGUUUGUGUUUGUGUGUUUUGUGUCUGUGUCUGC